Coffea arabica (coffee) is the source of this 1032-nucleotide messenger RNA. NCBI's taxonomy places the organism in Eukaryota, Viridiplantae, Streptophyta, Magnoliopsida, Gentianales, Rubiaceae. The record is from RefSeq and is a predicted model, not a curated record.
AUGAAGAUAAUAUUUGCUGCUUCUACUGUUGCACUUCAAACUCCUCCUCAGUUGAUUCACAGCAGCUUAACACCAACUUUAAAGCCAGGAACAAGGCACAGUACCAGAACACAAUCUCUGCUAGAGCUGUCGAUGGAUGAAUGCGGCCUGACAUGUUAUGCUUUAAAUUCAACUCUUUCUCGAAUUCGCAGCGACAAUUGUUCUCUCUCUGUCUCUCUCUAUAGCAAAUUCUCUGAUCAGACGUCAGAAGAGUUAUUUAAAGAUGAAGUAGACAAGUGCAUCAUCUCAGCUCUCCAGCACGUCAUCAGCAACACAGAAGCUGCAGCCCCGCCCACGGCCCCCGCCCACCAACAGCAACCAACUGUUAUGCCUGAAUUUGAGGGCGUCACCUCAUUAUCCCAAUCCUCGGCGACUGCAAGCAGUGGCCUUGGCAGCAGCAGCACUGGAACCAUGAUGGAGGACAAUGAUGAUCAGAGUCGUAACGACGAGAAGCAAAAGCAAAAGAACAAGAAAAAGAAGAAGAAGAAGAGGGAAGUUGAGCUGGAUGGGGAAAAGAGAGUACAUUUCAAAGGGGUGAGACAAAGGUCAGCGGGAAAAUGGGUAGCGGAGAUUAGAGACCCGCAUCAAGGUCGAAGUGUAUGGCUAGGCACAUUUACCUCAGCAGAGGAGGCAGCCAGAGCUUACGACGGGAAAUGCAUCCAGUUUAGAGGAGAUCGAGCUAAGACUAAUUUCCCAUCCUCAGACUAUGCUAAUGCUAAUGAUGAUCAGUCGUCAGGCUCGCAACAACAACAGCAAGAAGGAGAUGCACCUCCUCCAGCAGCAGCACUGCUAUCCGUCAAUGCGCCUGCGGUGUAUACCAGUCCACUAAUAACUAAAACUACCGCCAGUGCAAGUACAACAAACAGUACUACAACUGCUGCAGAUGCUGGAGCUACAAGUUGGGAAGAAGAUGAAGACUUUUGGGAUCUGUUUCAGAUACUUUCCGACACAGACUGGACGAUGUUGGAUUCUCCGCCGCCAUCGGGACCUUAA